This is a messenger RNA of Solanum lycopersicum (tomato), 2709 nucleotides long. The record is from RefSeq and is a predicted model, not a curated record. NCBI's taxonomy places the organism in Eukaryota, Viridiplantae, Streptophyta, Magnoliopsida, Solanales, Solanaceae.
AUAAGGUAUGACGUUGGAUCAUACCUUUCUAAAUCUUGUUGUAGGAGAAAGAGGCUUCCCUUUGCAAAGUUGAAGGAAACAAGAGUUGAGAAGACUAAUGAAAAAUCAAUUACUAUUAGUCUCCCAUGAUUAAUAUUACAAUGAGACCAUAGUUCCUCUAUGGAGAUCUUUUUUCCUGAUUAAACCCCAUCUUAAAAAAAAGAGAAGAAAAAUGAAACUUGGUUGGGGGAAUAAGCAAAAUGGAAACUAGUACGUUGGCCAUAGGCUUGUUGUUGAGAGAAUUAUAUGCUAAUCCUCACUUUAUUAGAGUAUGAUGUCAAUCAGAUAGCUAUAACACUGGUUGCAGUUAAAGCAUUCUUAAAGUUGGUUUAUCAUUGUUAGGUCAAAAGUGUGGAGGCAACUAAUAGAUUAGGUAUACAUAAUUUUCAACGCUAGGUCUUUCUUAAGUAAACUGGAGCCACUGUCCAUCGUAUCGUGGAGCUGAUAGUUUUUUUCUGUAUAUUGAGGUGAAUUUAAGGCAAGUAUUUUAAAUUCAAUUGAACUUUAGCUCGAAUUAUGUAUAUAUGCGCAUGUAAAAAAAAAAUUAAAAUGUACAAAUAUAAUGAGACUAUGGUCAUUCUGAACUUCUUACUUUGGAUCUUCGAUUCAACUACAUGACCAUUUAAUGCGUUGAGUAAUUUUUUUAAUUUUGACUAAGGAUUAUAGGUUUUUUGCAAGAGAAACAGGGGUAUCAGGAAUGAGUCUCUGUUAGUUAAAGAAGGCAGCUAUUAUCUGCUGAUAAGAUUGAUUUUGGCUGAAUCUAAGUAUCGACAGGACAUUCUUUAAUCAGCGUGCUUUAUCAAAAUUUGACUUUUUUUUUAUUCUUUGGACAUGAAAUGGUAGAAAAAAGAGUCUUAAAUUUUGAACAAGAAAAUUAUCCGAAUUUAGACAACUUCAUAUUACCAAGGACAUGAUCGUAGAUAGGUGGCCGUGGAGGUCAUGUAUAAGCAUAGAAGGUUAAAAGAUAUUGUUGUCUUGUUUUUCGAGGGCUUAGGCUUGUUGGUGUUUGUCGGAGUACUAGCCGAAUUCUUGUAGUUCUUGCUUUUGAUACCUAUCAUUAUAUGUUUAUUGUGUUUAAGUUACUGCGCUAUUUUGUUGUUGUUCUUAUUCCUUUCUACUAUUUCUCUUAUUAGUUUUUAUGUUGUUUCACUGUUUUUUCUUCUUUUCUAUAGCUGUAUAUCCUGUACUUGAGCCAAGGGUCUUUGGUAGUACUACGACAUGCACAUACCUCUACCCCCAUUGUGGGAUUUCACUGGAUAUGUUGUUGUUGUAAGAUUAUCUGAAUACAUAAUUCGAAUAAUAUGCUACAAAGAUCUUGAAUUAUUUUUUUUUAUCUAAUCCACAACUUUGCUAUUGAUGUUGAGAUGCUGUUUUCAUCUUAGUUCCUAUUGGCUUUUGCAUUAAGUAAAUCUCUCUUCUUUUUUGCUGCUUGGCUCACUAUAUCUGUAUGAGUUUCAUGUUUAUCAGAAAUACCAGUCCAUUAGGUAUCAUAUAUCUGCUUAUAAAUUGGUUGUUGACGUAUAAUAAACCGUUCAGCCAAUGAACUUAAUUCUAUCCCCAUCAGCAUCUAUUCAAAUUAGAUGAAUUCCCUGCUGUAUAUUCACUAUUUUUAUCAAAGUCAUCCUCCAUAAUCCCUACAUGUGGUCCUCACUAAAUCUUUAUUCAUGGCCCAAAAAAGCAAAUUUAUAACCUUUUAAAAUAAGCUGACACAAAGAGAGUUGACAUUUUCCUAGGUAUCGCUUGAGAAAGAAUAAACUUAUAAUUUCAUAAAUGGACAAUGCAGACCCCAUGCCUUAACAUUACUGGAUAGUGAAAAUUGUUUGGAUAAAAAUAAAGACAAAAACAUUGUGCUUCUUGAAUCAGUUUCCUCUAACUAAAGGUCUACAAAUGUAUAAAAAAAUUAUGGAACAUAACGAGUAGUCACAGCAAGAAAUGUAUAUAUAAUGGGACUGAUCUCUAGCUGUUGUGAAACACUCUGGCUAGUUGCAUAUUCUUGAAUGAUAAAUACAAUGUCUAAGUUCAAGUAUUUAUCUUGCAUUAUUUUGCUAUUGCUUUCGUCUGCAUUACUCGAGGCUCGCCCCAUAAGGUCUAUUAGGAUUGCCAGGGAAGCGUUGGAGGAACAAUUCGAAAGAGAGAAGGCGAAAGUUGGCGCACACGAGUGGCCUCAGCGAGUGAGUCCAGGAGGACCUGACCCUCAUCACCAUUUUAAAAACAACUAAUCAGAAAGUUGUAGUCUUGCCAAGACUGAGUAAGAACUAGGGAAGUAAAAAUCAAGAUUAAUCGAUCCUCCCUACAUCCUAGCGUCCAUAUUAAUCUAUGUUACUCAAAUCCUUCAAAAAUGUCAUCGGGUGUGUGUUGGAUGCUCCAAAAGUAAAUGCAUUUUUGGAGGAUCUGACAUGUGUGCCGCUGCAUUUUUGAAUGUACAAAAAAACGAGUUUUUUUGGGGAUUAGUAUGAAAAUUCACAAGAAACUUGUUUUUCUGCAAAUUUUCAUACUAGUUCUCAAGAAAAUCUUCAUCCCCAUGUAAUUCACAGUUUUCUUGUAGUGACAAGUGACAUAGUCCAAAACUGGCUCAGUAUGUGUCUAGAUACAGUGUGUGAUUAUAGUUACUAACAAGGAAUGUUUUUUUUUCCUUCUGUAUAAUAAUAAUAAUAUGAUCUGAUGGUUUUU